Molecule: messenger RNA, 759 nt
Organism: Torulaspora globosa
Lineage: Eukaryota; Fungi; Ascomycota; Saccharomycetes; Saccharomycetales; Saccharomycetaceae
Gene: CUZ1
Product: Cuz1p
Exons: 1
Coding region: 1-759 (252 amino acids)
Cellular component (GO): cytoplasm
Molecular function (GO): zinc ion binding
Source: RefSeq, a predicted model, not a curated record
AUGACCGCUGCUGUUGAGAAAGAGACUGGCAUGCUAGAUGCUGGCUCACAUUGCAGUUUCUGCCGACAACUGGAUUUUCUACCAUUUCAUUGCAAGUAUUGCGAGGGCAACUUCUGUGCUAGCCAUCGGUCCAAAGAGUCUCAUCAUUGCAGAUGGCUAAUCGAGAACGAACAGAAGGCCCAACCCGUCCAGACCAAGGUAGUAGAUAACGAUGGCAAGUACUUUCAAAGCCUGCUACCAGAGAAAGGCUAUAUCAGAGUACGGCAAGUUGACAGCAGCAAGAAGGAAAGCUCCAGCGUACGACCCAAGGGAAGCAAAAGUGCAUUAGAUAAACUGGCUAAAUUCUUCAAGAAGAGGGAUAGUAUCAAUAAAAGUAAACCCAAGAGCUCGAAACCGAACGCCUUCAUCGAAUUGGCCAAGUUGAAGAAAAACGCGAUGGGCGAUGACAAGAUACCUGUUUCUAACAGAGUAUACGUUUACUGCUACAAGAUCGAUGAUAAGGAAAAUGAUUCGGCAGCACACGAGAUAUACAUCAACAAGAUCUGGCCGCUCGGCAGGGCUUUAGAUUCGAUUGCACAACGAUUAAACGUGUCAAACCAUAACGUUGAUCUCAACGUCACAUCUCGUGAAAAACUGUAUCUGUACAAGAGGGAUGAAAAGAAGGGCGAUUUGCAGUUGCUUGAACUAUCAAGUAGAGUAGCUGCUGAAAUCCGGGAUCUUGACACCCUAUACUUAGUUCGUGGUGACGACACGAUAUGA